This is a messenger RNA of Carya illinoinensis, 3393 nucleotides long. Its product is annotated as respiratory burst oxidase homolog protein D-like. Gene Ontology annotation, molecular function: NAD(P)H oxidase H2O2-forming activity; calcium ion binding; peroxidase activity. The transcript has 12 exons. Gene Ontology annotation, cellular component: plasma membrane. Lineage: Eukaryota; Viridiplantae; Streptophyta; Magnoliopsida; Fagales; Juglandaceae. The record is from RefSeq and is a predicted model, not a curated record. Bases 188 to 3007 code for a protein of 939 amino acids.
CAAAUUCACAAUCAUUCAAAUCUCUGACUUUUCUGAAACCUUCCCAAGUGGUAUAUAGAUACGUCUGUCAUUUUGUGUUUGGAUCAUAAAGCGUUCGUUUUCCAAGUGGUAUAUAGAUACGUCUGUCAUUUUGUGUUUGGAUCAUAAAGCGUUCGUUUAAGGUGCAAAAUUCGCAUAAAAAAAAAAAAUGGGAACCGGCGACGGAAGAGGAGCUUGGGAGAAUAACUCCGACGGCAUAGAGAUCGUAGGGAACGAUAGGAGGAAAGCAUUUAGCGGUCCUCUUGCCGGUGCAGCUCAGCCACCUCAUCAUCAGUUUAACAGAAACAAGAGCAGGAAGAGCGCCAGGUUCAAUUUGCCUCCUGAGCACAGCCUAACUAGCACCAGCAAUAGCGGCGCCGGCGAUGUGGAUGAUGGCUACGUUGAGAUCACUCUGGAUAUCCGUGAUGACUCAGUGGCGGUUCACAGCGUUCAGACGGCGAUUGAAGAUCCGGAGCUGGCUUUGCUGGCCAAGAGGACGCUCGAGAAGAAGUCUUCUUCGUCCUUGGGAGCCUCCAUGCUACGGAGCACUUCGGCUCAUAUCCGGCAGGUCUCGCAGGAGCUCAAACGUUUAGCUUCCCUUUCCAGAAGAUCGUCUGCUGCUAGACGUUUCGACCGGACCAAGUCGGCUGCUGCACAUGCCUUGAAGGGCCUAAAGUUUAUCGCAGCCGCCAAGAGCGGCGGCGCCUCUGGAUGGCCUGCCAUAGAGAAGCGAUUCGACGAGCUGACGGCUUCUACCAACGGACUUCUUGUGUCUUCAUUGUUCGGCGAAUGCAUAGGAAUGAACAAGGAGUCAAAGGAAUUCGCAGGUGAGCUUUUCGGAGCACUUGCUAGGAGGCAUAACAUAAGUGGUGAUUCAAUUAACAAGCAACAGCUCAGAGGUUUCUGGGAGCAAAUAUCUGAUGAAAGCUUCGACAGCAGGCUCCAAACUUUCUUUGACAUGGUGGAUAAAGACGCUGAUGGAAGAAUCACAGAAGAAGAAGUCACAGAGAUCAUCAGCUUGAGUGCUUCUGCAAACAAACUCUCCAAUAUUCAGAAACAAGCAAAGGAAUAUGCAGCAUUGAUUAUGGAAGAACUAGACCCGGAAAACGCCGGAUAUAUCAUGGUAUACAACCUCGAAAUGCUGCUAUUACAAGCUCCAAACCAAUCUGUCAGGAUAAGUGACAGCCGAAUCCUGAGUCAAAUGCUGAGCCAGAAGCUGAAGCCUACAAUGGAGGACAACCCACUAAGAAGAUGGUACCAGAAGAUCAAGUACUUCCUACUGGAUAACUGGCAAAGGGUCUGGGUAAUGAUGCUAUGGCUUGGGAUCAUGAUGGGUCUGUUUGCGUACAAGUUUGUGCAGUAUCGAAACAAGGCUGCUUUCCAUGUGAUGGGGUACUGUGUUUGCGUUGCCAAAGGUGGGGCAGAAACCCUGAAAUUCAACAUGGCUCUGAUAUUACUGCCAGUAUGCCGGAACACCAUUACUUGGCUCAGAAACAAGACCAAAUUAGGGACCAUUGUUCCGUUUGAUGACAAUCUCAAUUUCCAUAAGGUAAUUGCAGUCGGAAUUUCUGUCGGGGUUGGACUGCACGCCAUUUCUCAUUUAACAUGUGAUUUCCCACGACUUCUUCACGCAACGGAGGAGGAAUACGAGCCUAUGGAGCCUUAUUUUGGAGAAGAACAGCCAACUAACUACUGGUGGUUUGUGAAGGGAGUCGAAGGGUGGUCAGGUAUAAUCAUGAUCGUGUUGAUGGCCAUAGCUUUCACUUUAGCUACCCCUUGGUUUAGGCGAAACAGAGUCAACCUCCCCAAGCCCCUCAAGAAGUUUACUGGUUUCAAUGCCUUCUGGUAUUCCCACCACCUUUUUGUCGUCGUCUAUGCUCUCCUCAUCGUCCAUGGGUUUAAACUUUACCUCACCAAGGAAUGGUAUCAGAAAACGACAUGGAUGUAUUUGGCAGUACCUGUGUCCCUUUAUGCAUGUGAAAGGUUAAUCAGAGCUUUUAGAUCCAGCAUCAAGCCUGUUAAGAUUAUUAAGGUUGCUGUUUAUCCGGGAAAUGUCUUGACAUUGCACAUGUCAAAGCCUCAGGGCUUUAGAUACAAGAGUGGGCAGUAUAUGUUUGUCAACUGUGCUGCGGUCUCUCCCUUCGAAUGGCACCCAUUUUCCAUUACUUCAGCACCAGCAGAUAAUUAUCUGAGUGUUCACAUUAGAACACUUGGUGAUUGGACACGACAGCUCAAAACUGUUUUCUCGGAGGUUUGUCAGCCUCCAACUGCCGGGAAGAGCGGACUGCUCAGAGCUGAUUUCAUGCAAGGAAGUGAUAACCCCAGUUUUCCGAAAAUACUGAUAGAUGGUCCAUAUGGAGCACCCGCACAAGACUACAAAAAAUACGAUGUGGUAUUGCUCGUGGGGCUCGGGAUCGGGGCCACACCCAUGGUCAGCAUUGUCAAGGACAUCAUCAACAACAUCAAAACAAAGGAUGAGGAAGAUAGCACAGCGGAGGGGGCUCUAGAAAGUGGGAAAGCCAAUAAUAAUCCAUCAAGCCACAACAGCAAGAACAAGAGCAACAGAGGAUUCAGGACGAGGAAAGCAUACUACUAUUGGGUAACAAGGGAACAGGGGUCUUUCGACUGGUUCAAAGGUAUAAUGAAUGAGGUGGCGGAGAUGGACGAGAAGGGAAUGAUAGAACUGCACAACUACUGUACAAGUGUGUACGAAGAAGGCGAUGCCAGGUCAGCAUUGAUAGCCAUGCUUCAGUCCCUUCACCAUGCUAAGAAUGGGGUGGACGUGGUGUCUGGGACCAGGGUCAAAUCCCACUUCGCCAAGCCCAACUGGCGACAAGUCUACAAAAGGAUUGCUCUCCAGCACCCGGAUUCUCGAGUUGGAGUAUUCUACUGUGGGGCACCGGCACUAACAAAGGAAUUGAGGCAACUGGCUUUGGACUUCUCCCACAAGACCUCCACCAAAUUUGAAUUUCACAAGGAGAACUUUUAAAAGAAGAAGGAGAAGAAGAUGAUGGCCGGUAAUGGAAGAAAGCUACGUGAAAGUAGUAACCAUUGAUGUCUUUGUUUUUGUACAGGGUCGGUCUUGAUGGCGGCCUUGCUCUACAUUACAAAAAUAUAUACGGUACGUGGAUAAGUUGAGUACGUAAGAUAUCCACGCCAAGGAAGGCAUAGGAUAAGAUGAAGGACCAACCGCUGCCACCAAUAAAAAUGUUGGUUCGUGGCGGGCGCCACCAGCACCUAAUUCCGUGUAGAGAAUUUGUUUUAUUUUUCUUUUAUUUUUUUAUUUAUUUUUUAUUUUCCAUUUCUCUUCUAUGAUUUUUGACAUGUAUACUAGUCUUUUAUUGACGUCGCCUUUAAAGUAUAUCAUUAUAAAAA